Dioscorea cayenensis subsp. rotundata (Guinea yam) is the source of this 5908-nucleotide messenger RNA. RefSeq names its product phosphoinositide phospholipase C 2-like. Gene Ontology annotation, biological process: lipid metabolic process; phosphatidylinositol-mediated signaling. The record is from RefSeq and is a predicted model, not a curated record. Gene Ontology annotation, molecular function: phosphatidylinositol-4,5-bisphosphate phospholipase C activity. Lineage: Eukaryota; Viridiplantae; Streptophyta; Magnoliopsida; Dioscoreales; Dioscoreaceae.
AGUUCACUAUGUACACCACUCCAUUUGCUAUUUUUACAUCUGUCCUAACAACCAUCUCUCUCAUUUUGCAGUUCCUACUUGCAAUGUGUGCUUCUGCUGUCACCGAUGGUACAUGCCAGCAUCAAACAAGGCUGCAGAACCGAUAAAAAUGCUGUAGUCAAAGUAUUCUACAAGAGGGGUAGUUGGGGCUGAGGAGCUGCAGAACUUCAUGGUGGAAGUGCAGAAAGAGACCAUGACAUCAAGGGAAGAGGCUCGGGCUAUCAUAGAUAACCAAGGAGAUUUCAUGCACCUCAACCUCUUCCAGAAAGGGCCCAUCUUUCCAUCAGAACCAAAAUGCAUAAAUCCUUUUUCAUGUUGCAAUGAAGAGAUCCUGCUUUUUCCAGAAGUAAAGGACAAUUUGUGACCUGCCACUUGUCCAGAUCAUUUUUUUUUCAAAAGACAUGAAUGCACCCUUGUCCCCAUGUCUUCAUCUCAGAAGCCAUGUCUCCUGUUUAAGUAAGAUAAGCUCAGUAGCACUUUCCAGUGAUGUUCCAAUUAGAGAGGCCCUGAAGACAGGAGUGAGAGUAAUUGGAGCUGGAUAUGUAGCCGAAUGAGAAGAAGGACAAUGUGGAUCUGGGAUGUAAUUGAACUUAAAUAGUGGCUUUCAUCUGGAUGCAGUUUGUGAUAAACUUGGUUCUGCUUAACAACAUUUCAGGGCAUUAACAACUUCUGCGGAACUUGUCAAAUGCCUGCCGUCCAUCAAAAAGCAUGCCUUCACUGCCUCUCCAUACCCAGUUAUAAUCAUUCUAGACAAACAUCUCACUCCUGAUCUUUUGGCUGAAGUAGCUCAGCCCACGUGCAUGAAGUGCCAUUAUUAUAUUUCUUGGUUCAUCACUUAAAAGUGAGUGUCGUCUUCUUUCAAUGGAUGUCUACUGAAACAUUUGGAGAAAUUUUGUUCACUCCAGAGACAGAAUCCUCAGAGGGAUUCCCUUCACCAGAGACACUGAAGCGGAAGAUUCUAAUUUCCACCAAACCACAGCAAGUGUAUCUUGAUUCUGAGACAGGCAAAUUCAAGGACCUUGAAUCCCAUAAAGGACUAAAGGAUGAUUAAUUAUGGGAAGUUGAAGUGUCAGAUUCAAAACUUGAUCUUGAUUCCUUUAGCAAGUUGCAUAUAAUAUUCUUCUUCUGAUGAUCUUGUCUUGGUUGUAUCCAAAGUGGGAGCGAAGCAUACUUCAUUAACGGACUGAUAGUGAACAUACUUUUGAAGAUGAAGAUCCUGAUGAUGGUAACAUAAACCUGAAUACAAGCAUCUGAUUGGGAUUGCUGCUAUAAAGAAGGGUAAUGAUUGAGUCAUUGGUUGUCGAUCCUGAUAAAGUUUCAUUCUUGAACUUAAGCAAGCAAACAUUUGACAAGGCUACAGAGAGCCAUGGAACUGAACUUGUGAGGCACACUCAAAUUAUGAUGACUGAAAUAUGCAUUUGAAUAUCAUGAAUAUGCUUCCUGUAAUGGGCUCACUUAAAGGAACUUAUUGAGGAUUUAUCCCAAGGGCACCAGAGAAACAUCAUUUGAUUACAACCCUUUGUGUGGCUGGAUUCAUGGAGUUCAGAUGCUGGCAUUCAACAUGCAGGAAGAUCACUCGGAUUGAUGCAAAAAUCAUUUUGAGCUGUGGGCCUGUGGCUAUAUAAGAAAACCUGACAUUUCUGCUGAGAAAGGAUUCAGACAUCUCCAAUCCUAAAACAUAACUUCCAUGGAAGCAAACCUUGUCGAUUCUCAGCAACAGACCUCCAAGCCAGAGUAGGAAGGAGAGAAGACACUAUAGAAGGAUUUACUUCUUGGAUACAUGUUCAUGGAUUUGAUGGUCCAUCUUAUCUUUCUCAGAGAGAAUGAGAGUGAUUCCGCACUGGAGGUUCCAAUGGAGCGUUCUCGGCGCAGCCUCGAGUCUCGGCCCGGGCCACUGCCAUCCCUCAUCCUUGUCGUCCUCCUCCCGUCACUCCGAAGCCGAAGAUGGUGAUUUCCCUAUCAACACCACGGCAACAUCGAUUUGCAUGUUUCGUGGCUCGGCGCCAGCCAUCCAGAUUGAUGCUAGCAUUAUCUACAGGUUCAGGUACCCUAGGAUUGUUAAAUCUAUACAUCCUCUUCUUAUUCUCUACUUUUGAGUGAUUUACGCUUUGGGGAAUUCAUCAAUUCAUUGCUUUUUUUAAGCUUUGUGCUUUGGCAACGGAGGAGUUGUUUUAUGGGAGUAAUUAGUGCAGAGUUUUCCUUUGGUGAAUGCUUGUUUUUUUCCCUUUUCAUUGUCCAAAGUAUUUGUGAUUUUGAUAUAUAUAUAUAUAUAUGAAAAGAAAUUUAGCUUUUGUAAUUCAUUUAUUUUACUUUAAUUGUAAUUUCAUGUAUAAGGAUUGGGUUUGUAAACAUUUCUCUGUGAAUAGUGUAUAAUUAAUAUCAAAUAAUAGGCAUAGUAUUAAGUGUAAGACACAUGCUUGAAUUGCUUUGAUUUUGCUGGUGUUUGCUUAUGGACAAAGGAAUUACUUUUUUGGUGGGUAUGCUUUGGAAAGAGAGCUCAAUGCUCUCAUACUAUAAUUUGGCUCCAUUUGGUAAGGGAAUCCAUAAAAGAGAAGAAAUGCUCUGAUUUGAAACACUUCUUUUGGCUGCCAUUGUUGAAUGAGAGCAUCUCUAUCUAAAUGACACCUGGUUCUGUAGUAUCCUUGAAGGUUCUUACUGUUAAAGCUUAAUACAUGAACAAACUGGUUAUGUAGUGACUUUAUAAACUUCAAAACUAGUUUACAACACAAGAUGUGGAUGCCUUUUAAUAGUUCUUUGAGGAAAGUGGUGGGUCUCUCCAUGAUCAAUGCUUAAAGCUAAGUUAAUGAAUUUAUGAAUAAAAGGUGAUAUGGUUCACUGACUGGUUAACUAAACUAGCUGCUAACUGUUGUUAUAACCCUCUUUUUGUCUGUUAUGGUGUUUGGGUUUUAUAGACAAAACAUGUUUUUCCAAAUUAAUUUUGAGAAAUGAAUUAGAAUUGAGUUUUUUUGGUGAUGUCCAAAUUACUGGUUUUAUCAAAAGUUCUCUAAAAAGAUGGUUUUGAAUGCGUUCCAAACAUAUCCUAAAGUUUUGAUGUAUAUCUAUGUUGAGCAUUAUAAAGUGGUGAAAAAAGUUUUAGAUAGACAUCUAAUUCCCUUGCCUUUGAUUUGCUUUUAAGGUGUAGAGUUGGUUUAAGUUUCAUUGCAGUGUUUCUUCCAUCUGUUAUUUUUCAUUUUUGUGGUUUUAUGAACACCCAUUGAGUUAUUUUUAGGAAAUUUUUUUACUUUUCAGAAAAAGAGUUUUGGUUCUCAGGCAUCACAUGGACUGGAGCCAAAUCUAUUUCAAGUUAAUUUUAAGUUUUCUCAGUGUGAUGAACUGCAAGGAAUUAAAGUUUGUGUCUGGAUCUAAGGAAAACAUAGGAGAAAAAAAACAUUACAGAAUAUAAUUUUGCAUUUAUGUAAUGUUUCCCUUGUCUGUUUUCCCUCUAUUUUUCUUAUUCGCUGUGAUGCAUUAAGAGUAGUCCUUCUGGAACAUGACUUCUAUCCAUCUGAUCAUUCUCCUGUUCUUUUUCUUUCUUCUUUUGAAACUUCAUCGUAGCUAGUCAUAAAGAUUGUGACCAUCAUGCUUUUCACGUUGAUUUUUAUUAAAAAUAGUUACUGAAAAAUAAUACCAGAUGUAUUUCUCUGAGUUUGCCAUGUCCAAUAGGAGGCAAAAGCGAGAUACUUCGAGGUUCUAUUCAUGAAGUGAAAGACUCCGAGCUAGGCUCCAAUGAGAAGUUCCCUGUAAUCUAAUAUUCUCAUGACUUGCGAGUCAUUUCAUAUUUGGAAGAGAAGUCAUGCAUCAGUCAUGGGGCCCAAUCUAAUUCUAUGCCAUGAAACGAAAGCUCUUUCACAGGCAUCAAAUGCUUUUCCCAUGGAAAAAGAGAAGGAAAGCAUCAAGCAUCUGCCAUGAAAACCAUAUACUCCACUCCACUCCUGAUAUAUCUGUGUAUAUCUGUACACCACCCAAACAACCAUCUCUCAUCUUGCAGCUUUGAAUGACUACUUACAAGGUGUGUUUCUGCUUUCACCGCCGGUAUAAGCCGGCAUCUAGUGACCCGCCGGAGCCAAUAAAAGGGUUUUAUUCCAAGUACUCGGUGAAUGGAUUCAUGGGGGCUGAGGAGCUGCAGAGGUUCAUAACGGAAGUGCAGAGAGAGGCCAGGGCAUCAAGGGAGGAUGUUCAGGCUAUCAUAGACUCCCAGCGAGAGUUCAGGCACCUCAACCUUUUCAGGAAAGGGUUGUCUUUAGAUGGCUUCUUCCGUUUCCUCUUUGCAGAGGAGAACAGUCCUAUCUCUCACUCUCUUGGGGUUCAUCAGGACAUGACUGCGCCCUUGUCACACUACUUCAUCUACACAAGCCAUAAUUCCUAUCUAACUGGAAAUCAGCUCAGCAGCGCCUCCAGUGAUGUUCCAAUCAUAAAAGCACUGAAGAGAGGAGUGAAAGUAAUCGAGCUGGAUAUGUGGCCAAAUGAGAAGAGAGAUAACGUGGAUAUCUACCAUGGGAGGACGUUAACAACUCCAGUGGAACUCCUUAGAUGCCUGAUGUCCAUUAAAGAGCAUGCCUUUACUGCCUCUCCAUACCCAGUUAUAAUCACUUUAGAAGACCAUCUCACUCCUGAUCUUCAGGCUAAAGUAGCUAAGAUGCUUACUGAAACAUUUGGAGAAAUGCUAUUCACUCCAGAGACCGAAUUCUUGGAGGAAUUCCCUUCACCUGAGAGUCUAAAGAUGAGGAUUCUAAUUUCCACUAAACCACCAAAGGAGUAUCUUGAUUCCAAGACAGGCAAAGACAAGGACCAUGAAACCCAAAAAGGACCUGAUGAUGAAUCUUCAUGGGGUGCUGAGGUGUCAGAUUCAAAACUUGACCUUCACACUUAUAGCAAGACUGAAAGCGAGCAUACUGUCGAAGAUGAAGAUCCUGAUGAAGGUGAACGUAAACCUGAGUACAAGCGUCUGAUUGGGAUUGCUGCUAGAAAAAAGAAGGGUUCAAUGACUGAGUCAUUGGCUGUUGAUCAUAAAGUUACACGCAUGAGCUUAAGCGAGCAAACAUUUGACAAGGCGACAGAGAACCAUGGAACUGAACUCGUGAGGUACACUCAAAGGAACUUGUUGAGGAUUUAUCCCAAGGGCACCAGAGUAACAUCAUCUAAUUACAACCCUCUCCGCGGUUGGAUUCAUGGAGCUCAGAUGGUGGCAUUGAACAUGCAGGGACAUGGAAGAUCACUCUGGUUAAUGCAAGGAUUAUUCAGAGCAAAUGGAGGUUGUGGUUAUGUAAAGAAACCCGACAUUCUGCUGAGAAAGGAUCCAUACGAAUUCGACCCUAAAGCAGAUCUACCAUUGAAAGAAACCUUGGUGGUGUGGGUGUACAUGGGAGAUGGAUGGCGAUUCGACUUUGAUCAAUCACACUUUGAUAAAUACUCACCACCAGACUUUUACACCAGGGUCGGCAUAGCAGGUGUACCUGCAGAUACAAUCAUGAAGAAAACAAGAAUAAUAGAAGACAAUUGGACACCGGUUUGGAACGAGAAGUUCGAAUUUCCAUUAACUGUUCCAGAGCUUGCAUUGCUGAGGAUUGAAGUCCAUGAAUAUGAUAUGUCUGAAAAGGAUGACUUUGGUGGGCAGACUUGUUUGCCUGUUUGGGAAAUCAGGCCUGGGAUUCGCACUGUUCCAUUGUGUGAUCGCAAGGGUGAGCCUUACAAGUCUGUCAAACUCCUGAUGCGUUUUGAAAUCAUUUUAUAUCAAUCAUGAAUCUUUACUGGGAUCAUAUGUAUUAUAAGUUUAUUGGGGUUGUAUUAUUGUGAGACUUUGUGUCUAUUCCUUCAUGUAUUUAUACAAUAGUAAUGAAGUGUUUGCCAUGUCACACCUUUUUUUCAUUUA